Aspergillus welwitschiae is the source of this 945-nucleotide messenger RNA. RefSeq names its product arylformamidase. NCBI's taxonomy places the organism in Eukaryota, Fungi, Ascomycota, Eurotiomycetes, Eurotiales, Aspergillaceae. The transcript has 2 exons. The coding region runs from base 1 to 945 and encodes 314 amino acids. Gene Ontology annotation, molecular function: arylformamidase activity. The record is from RefSeq and is a predicted model, not a curated record.
AUGGGCCAAAAAUACCCCUCCUCCAAACCCAUGACACUUCUGCCCUCCCUCGAAACCUUCCCCUACGGCACCGAUCACGUCCUUCAAACUGUCACAGUGGCCACCCUCAACAACGACAAUAAUGAAGGCUACUGGGUGAUUCUAAUCCACGGCGGCGCCUGGCGCGACCCAACCCAAACAGCCUUGAACUACCUAAACCCAGCCCUGGACACUUUUACCACCGGCGACACCACAACCCUCUCCCACCUCAAAGGCAUCGCCUCAAUCUCCUACCGUCUCAGCCCACACCCAUCCCACCCUCAAGACCCCCAAACCACAGAGCCCACACAUUUCCGUGCCGCAAAGCACCCAGAUCACAUCUCCGAUGUCCAGUCCGCGCUGUCCUUCCUGCAAGGGAAAUACAAUAUUGGGAGUAAUUACAUCCUGGUAGGGCAUAGUUGUGGUGCUACGCUGGCAUUUCAAUCUGUUAUGGGGAGGUUCCGGGCUCAGUUGAAGGAAGUAAUGCCUCCGGCAGGGAUUGUGGGAAUGGCGGGGAUUUAUGACCUUCGGUUGUUGAGGGAUACGCAUCGGAGUGUGAGUGCGUAUCAAGAUUUUAUCGAGGGAGCGUUUGGGAGUGAUGAGGGUGUUUGGGAUGAGGUGUCGCCUGCUUUGGGGAGGGGUGGGGAGGGAGUAAGUGAUGGGUGGCGUGAUAUUGGGGAUGGAGAGGGUGAGGAGAAGAGAUUGGUUGCGGUGUUGGCGUAUUCCGGGGGUGAUAGUCUCGUGGAUCCUACGCAGAGGGAGGCGAUGAAGAAGCAUCUGGAGGAGGAGUGGGUGGGUGGAAGUGGGAGAGGGGAGAGGGUGGUGGAGAUGUUGGAUAUUAAAGGGGAGCAUGAUGAUGCGUGGGAGAAGGGAGAGGAGUUGGCGAGGGCGAUUGCGUUCGCGGUUGAGAAAGUGAGAGGUGAGUAG